UUUAAUUGCAAUUGUCUUCGUCGCCUUUGGGAUCACGCAACUGGUUGGCGGAUUUUGCCUUUCUUCUCUGCGUAUUUGAUUUGUGGCUCUUUCUUUUGGAGUGGGGUUUGUAUUUUGGUGCAAGAAAAUUAAUUGCCGAGAAGCAGUAAUUAAUUGUCUUGAAGGAAUUUGGUCCUUUUGUGAUUGGAAAAGGACAUUUUGAAUCUUGGAAGUUUGUGCGUUGAGGAAUUAUUAAUUCCAAUUAAAUUUGUUGUUUGGACUGCGAGAGCAGCUCGAAACAGAGGAGAAGAUUUUGGGGGGGUUUUUAGCCGUCUGGUAUUCUUUGUUAAUUUGGUUGGAAUUUUUUAUAAAGUUUGAAUGGCGGCUAUUAGUAUGAAGAUUGAUAAGUUCACUGGGAGAAACAGUUUCAGUUUGUGGCAGAUCAAGAUGCAAGCACUGUUGAAACAACAGGGUUUGUGGGCUCCGUUGUCUGGAAAAUCAAAGAAGGAAAGCAUAGAUGAAGAAGAGUGGAUUACUUUGGAGGAGAAAGCUCACUCUACAAUCUUGCUUUGUUUGGCUGAUGACAUCAUCACUGAGGUUGCUGUUGAGAAGACUGCCGCGGGCUUGUGGUUGAAGCUUGAAAGUCUAUACAUGACAAAGUCUUUAACCAACAAGUUGCAUAUGAAUCAACGUUUGUUCAGUUUGCGUAUGGAGGAAGGUACGCCUCUCAGGAAUCAUCUAGAUCAACUCAAUACCAUCUUGUUAGAUCUGCGGAAUAUUGAUGUUAAAGUAGAUGAUGAGGAUGCUGCCUUAAUUCUGUUGGUAUCUUUGCCACAGUCAUAUGAGAAUUUUGUGGAUUCUUUUGUUGUUGGGAAAGAUAGUUUGUAUUUGGAAGAUGUCAGAUCUGCUCUACAUACUAGAGAGGUUCGACAUAAGGCGUCUGGUUCUGGUUCGGAAAAUCAAGCAUCUGGGUUGGCUGCUACGAGUAGUAGGAGACAACAAUAUGGUAAUAAGAAGGCGAAUACAAAUUCGAAUUCUGCUGGUUUGAAAGAUGAUAUAUGUCAUUAUUGCAAGGAGAAAGGACAUUGGAAAUUUGAUUGUCCUAAACUGAAGAAAUAUCAGGAGAAGAAGGAAUCAUCUGCUGCUGUGGCGGAAGAAACUAACUCUGAUUCUGAAGAUGGUUUAGCCUUAGCAGUGAAUGAACAGGUACAUCAUCAGGAUGUGUGGUAUUUAGAUACUGCAGCUGAUUAUCAUAUGUGUCCAAGCAGGGAGUGUUUUUCAACUUAUGAGCAGAUAGAUGGAGGGCAUGUUUCUAUGGCCAAUGGUGCUAUCUGUAAGAUUGUUGGAAGAGGCUCCGUCACGAUGAGGACACAAGAUGGUUCUGUUCGCACCUUGAACAAUGUUAGACAUAUUCCAGAGAUGACUAAGAAUCUGAUAUCUUUGAGUCUACUAGACAGCAAGGGUUUCAGCUUCAAAGGUGAAGGUGGAGUGUUGUCUGUCUACAAGGGUUCUAAGGUGAUUUUGAAAGGUGUCAAACUGGGUGCCUUGUAUAAUCUACAAGGUUCUGUCUUGACAUGUUCUGUUGGUGAUAAGUGCACCAAGCUGGUUCUGAAUGGCAAAUCUCAACAUGGGUUGGACUUGCCAAAUGGUUUGAGUUGUUGACCGCCCUUAGGGGCAUUUGGAGGCAGGGGAGAUUCUGGUACAACUAAUUUGGAGGAAUUUGGUGCAUCUAGCAACUUUGGUUGCGUCUGGUACAUCUGGUACUUGAGAGAGAAUUCAAGUCAAGGUGGAGAUUGUUAGAAUAUGACUUGAAUUUGAUUUGAGUUUGUUUUUGUGUUUUGGCCUAUUCUGUUUGGGUUUGGGUUUGGCCUUUUUUUCUUUGUAUGUUUGGGAAAAGGUAUUUGGUUUUCUGUUUGGGAUUAGGAGAAGAGUUCUAUAAAUACUCUUCAUCACCCUAGUCUGUAGUGAGGUCAGUCAGGUUAGUUUGUUUGGUUUGUCCGUUUAAAAUUUGGUUUGUAACCUGUACUCUCCUCAAAUUAGUGAAAUUUGUUCUCCCCUGCCCGUGGAUUAGCUAGCACACAUUGUGUUAGUGAACCACGUUAAAUUUGUGUUCGUUCGUGUUGGUUUGGAUUAUCGAUUGCACGCAUCUGUUCUGACACAAACCUUUUCGUUGAUAAUAGAUAUCUUCUUGCAUGUUUAAAGUACGAUCGGGAGACCAACAAAAUUGUGACAUUACUUCUUUGAUACUUUCCAGUAAAAGCACGGCAAGUCG
Linum trigynum is the source of this 2251-nucleotide messenger RNA. Lineage: Eukaryota; Viridiplantae; Streptophyta; Magnoliopsida; Malpighiales; Linaceae. The record is from the annotation of a GenBank genome assembly.